Messenger RNA from Daldinia vernicosa, 1265 nucleotides. RefSeq names its product RNA-binding domain-containing protein. The transcript has 3 exons. NCBI's taxonomy places the organism in Eukaryota, Fungi, Ascomycota, Sordariomycetes, Xylariales, Hypoxylaceae. Bases 125 to 949 code for a protein of 274 amino acids. Gene Ontology annotation, molecular function: RNA binding. The record is from RefSeq and is a predicted model, not a curated record.
UUUUUCUUCAUCCAAAGUUUUUUUUAAGGGUCCUACAAGUUAAAAUCUUCCCUUACAUCUUGCAACUUCACAUCUAAAUUAUUCGAAGGAGCAUUUCUUUAUUUCAAAAGACUCUAUCACUAAAAUGCAUUCCCUUCGACGCGCAGCUGCUAGAGCAGCAUGCUCUUCAGCCUUUGCCGUCGCUGCCCCGCGCCAGCAGAUUGCUUCUUUUGCCAUGCAGAUUUGCAAGGCGAAUGCGCAGCCGGCUACCAUCAUGCCUCUAGCUCGUUAUUUCUCCCAGACAUCGCGGGUGGCCCAAGAUGAGGGUGAUCGGGCUGCUGUAGAAGAGGCUAUUGAAUCUGCUGGACGGACCGGUUCUACGGCCAACGAUCCGGAGGACCUUUCCAAUAAGAUCUUUAUCAGGAACCUUCCCUACGAGGCCACAGAUGAUCUUAUCAAGGAGGCGUUUAACAAGUAUGGAGAGAUCAUAGAUUUCCGCCUAGGCCGUGACCCCUCAGGCGCCAGUAAAGGCUACGGUUUCAUUACCUUCUCAACCGCUGAAGCAGCAACCCGCGCCAUUGAGGAAGCAGACAACUCGUUUUGGCAAGGUCGUCGCCUCUUUGUUCAGCCCAGGACGUCGCCUACUACUGCGCGACCUGUAUCAAAGGCUCCGGAAGAGCCGACAACCUCGUUAUACAUCGGUAACAUUCCAUACGAAACGUCCGAUGCCGAUCUGAACAACAUCUUCCGGGAUCUGGACGACGUUGUCAAUGUGCGCGUAGCUGUGGACCGCAAUACUGGCUGGCCUCGCGGUUUUGCCCAUGCUGAUUUCAAGACCCUGGAGAGCGCACAAAAGGCAUUCGAUAAGCUCCAGGGCUUUCAGCUAGGAGAGCGCACUCUACGCGUUGACUUCGCAAGCACUCGAACUGAAAAACCUCGAUCCACCUCAAACCGAGACCCGCGCAGAUAAGCGGGUUUCGAUAGGUGCGAUGCUUUUGCCUUCGGAUUGAUGGCUAUAAUCUCAUAUUCCGGAAAAGACUAUCGGUUGGACGAUGGGUUAUGUGAGAUGUGACCAGGAAGGCGUCAUGACAGAUGAGAGGUUCGAGGUGACAUGGAUCAGGCCUUACCAGCAGCUUUUCAUCUAUCAAAUGGAAAGAAAGCUAUUGUAUGUAACAACAUAAGUUCAAGUUCUUUUAAGAAGAACUGCCUCUAUCAAAUAUCGGUAGUUAGCACGAAACUGGGGUUCAUAGGGAACUGAAUGUACUAAAAAAAAAACUUCUCUCUGA